Molecule: messenger RNA, 1877 nt
Organism: Miniopterus natalensis
Lineage: Eukaryota; Metazoa; Chordata; Mammalia; Chiroptera; Miniopteridae
Gene: PCID2
Product: PCI domain containing 2
Biological process (GO): post-transcriptional tethering of RNA polymerase II gene DNA at nuclear periphery; poly(A)+ mRNA export from nucleus; transcription elongation by RNA polymerase II
Cellular component (GO): transcription export complex 2
Molecular function (GO): double-stranded DNA binding; RNA binding
Source: RefSeq, a predicted model, not a curated record
UCGCCAUGGCGCACAUCACUAUCAACCAGUACCUGCAGCAGGUCUAUGAAGCAAUUGACACCAGAGAUGGGGAGUCCUGUGCGGAGCUGGUGUCUUUCAAGCAUCCUCAUGUUGCCAACCCACGGCUUCAGUUGGCCUCUCCAGAAGAGAAGUGUCAACAAGUUUUGGAACCCCCUUAUGACGAAAUGUUUGCAGCUCAUUUAAGGUGCACUUACGCGGUGGGGAACCAUGACUUCAUAGAAGCAUACAAAUGCCAGACUGUCAUCGUCCAAUCAUUCCUGCGGGCAUUUCAGGCCCACAAAGAAGAAAACUGGGCUCUGCCUGUCAUGUAUGCAGUAGCACUUGACCUUCGAGUAUUUGCCAAUAAUGCAGAUCAGCAGUUGGUUAAGAAAGGAAAAAGCAAAGUUGGGGACAUGUUGGAAAAGGCAGCUGAAUUGUUGAUGAGCUGUUUCCGCGUCUGUGCCAGUGACACUCGUGCUGGUAUAGAAGAUUCUAAGAAGUGGGGGAUGCUGUUUCUGGUGAAUCAGUUAUUCAAGAUUUACUUUAAGAUCAACAAACUCCAUUUGUGUAAACCUCUCAUCAGAGCCAUCGACAGCUCAAACCUGAAAGAUGAUUAUAGCACAGCACAGAGGGUGACGUACAGGUACUAUGUCGGACGGAAGGCUAUGUUUGAUAGUGACUUUAAGCAAGCCGAGGAGUACCUGACCUUUGCCUUUGAGCACUGUCACCGUUCAAGUCAGAAGAACAAAAGGAUGAUUUUGAUAUAUUUACUUCCAGUAAAAAUGCUAUUGGGUCACAUGCCAACCAUUGAACUUUUGAAAAAGUAUCAUCUCAUGCAGUUUGCUGAAGUAACCAAAGCUGUAAGCGAAGGCAACCUCCUGCUCCUGAACGAGGCUCUCGCCAAGCACGAGACCUUCUUCAUUCGCUGCGGCAUCUUCCUGAUCCUCGAAAAGCUGAAGAUCAUCACCUACAGGAAUCUUUUCAAGAAAGUGUACUUGUUACUCAAAACACACCAGUUAUCUCUAGAUGCUUUUUUAGUUGCCUUGAAAUUCAUGCAUGUGGACGAUGUGGACAUCGAUGAAGUCCAGUGUAUUCUGGCCAACCUGAUCUACAUGGGUCACAUUAAAGGCUACAUAUCACAUCAACAUCAGAAGCUAGUUGUUAGCAAGCAAAACCCAUUUCCUCCACUGUCUACAGUGUGUUGAAUGUAUAAACAGUCCGGAGAAGGAGUAUGUUCCUCUUGUUUUUAUCGUACUGAUGAAAUUCGUCGUCGCUGUGACGUUAUUUUCUACAGCCAGAAUCUCCUGCGGCUCUUUUCCCAGGGAUGUUGAGGCUGAAUUUGCCAGCAUACACAGCCACCUUGACAUUUCCUCUUCACUCAUAACUGAUGUCAAUGUCGUGGACUUGGAAUUCCUUUUUCAAAGGACCCCUCCUUUGGCUCUGGAGUGUUGGUGAAACUUCUGUGAAGGAGGCUCUGUCUCCAAGGCAGCUAUAGUUUACUUCUAGUAAGAAUUAUUCAUAAAUGCAUCUUUAUAACUUUUUAUAUAAUUCUUUCUUAUAAAAAAGGCAUCCUGAAUUUAUACAAAUGGCAUAUUCUUUAUUGUAUCUUCUGGGAAACCAAAUUUUGCUAAGACUUUAAAAUUCACCCCCCCCACACACUGUCUUAUCAUUAGUCUGCAUUAAAUUCGCAUAUUUUUGCCAAGAUCCUUUCAGAGAAGUGGGCCAGUGCAUCUGCAGAUUGGCCAAAAAAAAAAAAAAAAGUGUAAUUCUGGGGUGAAAGUAUAAUGUCAGAAAUGAAGGAGAUACAUAGUGUUUUGAAGAUCUAUAAGACUUAAAAAUGUGAAUUGUGUAUAAAUUUCCUGUAUUUCACUCAAAAA